Molecule: messenger RNA, 5408 nt
Organism: Cyclopterus lumpus (lumpfish)
Lineage: Eukaryota; Metazoa; Chordata; Actinopteri; Perciformes; Cyclopteridae
Product: adenylate cyclase type 2-like
Exons: 28
Coding region: 579-4316 (1245 amino acids)
Biological process (GO): adenylate cyclase-inhibiting G protein-coupled receptor signaling pathway; cAMP biosynthetic process; intracellular signal transduction
Cellular component (GO): plasma membrane
Molecular function (GO): adenylate cyclase activity
Source: RefSeq, a predicted model, not a curated record
UCGCCCGCGCGCAGAAGUCUCGGACCUCCCGACUUGUAACGACCGUGACUCCCGAGAGGAACCGUAGUUGUUGUUGUUGUUGUUGUUGUUUUUAACGGCACGAUGUUGACGGGUUUCACCGGUUUUUACCGGUUUUAACGGUUUUUAAAAACGUGUCCAGCAACGGCCGGUGACGGGAAUGAGGCUAACUGACGGUCACGUUAGUCAACAGCGAGGUUACAGCUCACGAGCACUUUGCUGAACAAUGUUGUUGCCAGCCAACCUCAACUGAGAUGACAAAACUCCCACUUCGUGCAGUCGCUCGAUGGAACCCGUGUAGUUUCGCACAGAAACUUAUUGACAAGCGAGACUCCAUCCAGCAUGCAUCGGCACUCGUCGAAGGAGAUUGUGCUACGCCUUAAGAUUCCUUAUCAGCGAUCUUGGACUUUCUAUUGAGUUUAGAUUGAAUCGGUAUCAGCAGUGGAACUUCUUGGAUGUACACGAACGACACCCGACAAAGAGGUAAAAGUGUGUAUUUAUCAUGACAAGCAGACGGAGGGACAAAGCAAAGUGACAAGUCGGUCGACGGAGGACUCGCAAUGCCGGAAAAGGUGCAAGAUUUUCAGGAAAAGUGGAAGUUUGGAGAAGAAGCUGCGGAGGUGCAUUUUGCGCCGGACAGUGCGGUCGACUCCAGCGAUGGAGAGGGCGCCACGGUGGAGCUCGGCGACACCGGUGAAAGGAAAGACGGAGUAAGCAGCGACGUUAACAUUUUCAAAGGAAAUGACGGGUACAAAAGCAAAUUAAAUGCCGACGACUCAGGACUCAGUGAAUCCCAGGUUUCCGUAGAGGUCGGUGUGGCUAAAACAGAGCAGGCGCCCGCACCUCUCGAGGCCAACCCGUUGUCGAAGGGAACAGGUGUGACCGCGCAGGCUCCGAGUCAUGAUGCCCCGGUCGCCGAUACCGACAACAGCGCCGACGCCUGUGAUGGACGCUCCGGCGAAAAGAGGGAAGCCAUCCCUCUCGUUGGUGUUCCUGAACCCAGUUUGGAAAACUCCGUCGUCUGCGGCUCGCCCGAAUUCCCCGACGCCGUGUACAAAUACGGCCAAACGAGGGACAGCAUCGUCGAUAUCAGGUGGGGCGACGAAUGCGCCGACGAGGACAUGCGGAGCACCCGGUCCAGGCGCAGUGUGAAAGAGGGGGUGUGCUGCUGCUACCAGGCGGUCCACAGGGCGUUCCUGCAGUGCGUGGAGGAGACUCCGGCCAUGCUGUCUGGACUGGUGCUGUCUUUGGCCUUCUGUGUGGCCAUCAUCGUCCUCAUUCCCGCCACAGGGAGGAACAUCGACGCCCACGUGGCCGCUCUGUCGGUUCUGUGUGUGGUUCUCUGUCUGAGCGCCGUCCUGCUCGUCUGCCUGCCCUGGCUGGCCACCGUGAGGCGCUGCGGCGGAGCCCUGGCCCUCUUCGUCUGGGGGACGCUGUACGUCAUCGCCAUCGUCUUCAUCUUCACGGGCGGACCCGUCACCGCGUGGGAACAGGUGGCGUUUUUCCUCUUCCUCUCUCUGAGCGUGUACACGGUGCUGCCUCUCUCUCUGACCUGGGCCCUGAUGGUCGGGAUCGGGACCAGCCUGUCGCACAUCAUCAUCAUCAGCGUGUACGUCCCCGUCACAAACCCGGAGAAGCCCGAGCUUGUGAUGGAGCUGGUGGCGAAUGUGCUGCUGUUGGUGUGCGUCAACUUGGUCGGGAUUUUCCACCUGUGGAUGACCGAGCAGGAUCGCAGGAUAUCCAAUCACAAGAGAGAGCAGUUCAGCGCCAUACGCUCCCAGAAGAAAAUAAGGAAAUAUCAGCAGGAGCAGCUCCUCCUGUCGGUGUUGCCGCGGUACAUCGCCAUGGAGCUGAAAACCGAGGUUAUAAACAAGCUCUUCAAGUCCAAGAGCGAGGUGAAGUGUGAAUCCAACCACCACAACUUCCACAGCCUCUACAUACGCAGGCACAACGACGUCAGCAUCCUGUAUGCAGACAUCGUGGGCUUCACGAAGCUGGCGAGUAGCUGCUCGCCAGAAGAGCUGGUCGCCGUGCUCAACAAGCUCUUCGGCAGAUUCGACGACAUCGCCAAGAAGAAUGGGUGUCUCCGCAUCAAGAUCUUGGGUGACUGCUACUACUGUGUUUCUGGUCUGCCCGACCCCAUCCCAACCCACGCCAGGAACUGUGUUCAGAUGGGUCUGGACAUGUGCACGGCCAUCAGUAAACUGCGAGAGGCGACGGGGGUCGAGAUCAGCAUGCGGGUGGGUGUCCACAGUGGCAACGUGCUCUGCGGUGUGAUCGGCUUGCAGAAGUGGCAGUACGACGUGUGGUCACAUGACGUCACGUUAGCCAACCACAUGGAGUCUGGAGGUCUCCCUGGGCGGGUCCAUAUCACGGAGGAGACGAUGCAGCACUUGAACGGAGCGUACGAAGUGGAGAACACGGACGGUGGGAGUCGGGAUGCUCUUCUUAAAGACAGAAAAACCUACCUGGUGAUCGACCCCCACCAGCCGGACAGAAGUAUCAGGAGACCCAAAGUGGCCAACGCUCUCACGCCAGGCGAGACCAGGCAGCGGGCGUCCAUUCGGAUGUCUCAGUACCUGCAGUCCUGGCGGAAUAUCACCCCCUUCGCCGACCUCAGCGACCCCGGUGCCGCGCCCCCCAAGAAGCCCAUCGCCACCGCCAAUUUCUCCAUCAACCAAUCACAGGGGUCGACGGAAAAGCCACCUUACCAGAACAACCCCGACUGUCCCAGUCUGGUGGUGGAUAACCAAGGUCGGGGAUCACUGGACACGGCGGACGACACAGUGAGGAGAACAAAGACGCUCAACUGUCUGACCCUGAUGUUCAACGACUGGAGCCUGGAGAAAGAGUUCAGCCUCUCGGAGGUCAAAGGUCUGCACCACUCAAUGAGCUGCAUGGCGUUCAUCUUCGUCACCAUUUUCGCCGUCCAGAUGCUCGUCUCUGAAAAAAAUUUUGUGAUGGCGGUGUCGUACGGCGUGACCUUCCCCGUGCUGGUGCUGCUCUUGUCCGUCGCUUUCACUGGAUACUUGGAGAAGUGGCGCACCAAGAUGCCGCUGAGCGUCCAGUGGAUAUCGAGCUUGUCGCGCAGCGUCUCCAGCAGGGCGGCGCUGCGACUGUUUGUGUCCGUCCUCUGCGUCCUCACCACCCUGAUCAUGGCCAUCCUCAACUAUUUUUUCCUCCCCGGAAACAACUGCAAGCUGAUGACCAACAACACGGAGCUGCAGAAUCUCAAACUCCACACUGGUCCUUACUACCUGUACUGCUGCCUGCUGGCCAUGCUGGGGGUGGUCGUGUUCGUCAGGACGAGCUUGUCCGUGAAGGCUCUGCUGCUCACGCUGGCCGUGGUGGUUUACCUGGCCCUCUUCCUCCACGUCCACGCCCCGAGGUCCGCCUGCCUCGUCGACCUGCUUUACAACGACACCAAGCCGGGCAUCCUGAAGGACCCUCAGAUCAUGUCCGGGGUCUGGCUGGUCAUCUUUUACAUCGUAUGCCUCAUACUGGCCAGACAGGACGAGCUGGGCUGCCGCGUCGACUUCCUGUUGCGCCGCUGUUUCAAGGCGGAGAGAGAGGAGAUGGAGACCAUGGAGAACGUCAACAAGCUCCUCCUCCAGAACGUCCUGCCGCUCCACGUCGCCUCCUUCUUCAUGGGCAAAACCAUUCGCAACCAGGACCUUUACAGCCAGUCGUACGACUCCGUGUGCGUGAUGUUCGCCUCGGUGCCUCAGUUCAAAGAGUUCUACAGCGAGAGCAGCGCCAACAGGGACGGUCUGGAGUGCCUGCGCUUCCUCAACGAGAUCAUAUCGGACUUUGACGAGAUUCUCUCGAAGCCCAAAUUCUGUUCGGUGGAGAAGAUUAAGACCAUCGGCAGUACGUACAUGGCUGCUGCGGGGCUGAGGCACGCUCCUCAGGGGGAGGAACAAAAGAAGGUGGAGAUGUCCUACACCCACGUGCGCACCAUGGUGGAGUUCGCCAUCGCUCUGAUGGACAAACUGGAGUUCAUCAACACGCACUCGUUCAACAGCUUCAAACUCCGGAUCGGAAUAAACCUCGGCCCCGUGAUCGCAGGAGUGAUCGGAGCUCACAAACCUCAGUACGACAUCUGGGGGAACUCCGUCAACGUGGCCAGCAGGAUGGACAGCACGGGAGUGCUGGACAAGAUCCAGGUGACGGAGGAGACGGCCCAGAUAGUCAUGAGCGUGGGGUACAGAGUGACCCUCAGAGGGGUCGUCAACGUCAAGGGCAAAGGGGACCUCAACACCUACUUUGUGAACACCCCGCCGUCGCCUCACUUCUGAGCUUCCACGGAACUCAUCGCCCGAUGUUAAAGAACCCGGGGGAACCAGACGGCAGGGUCUGACCCCGACGCUAAACCCCCGUGAUCGUCACGACCUUCCGCGCGGACUCGAUGUAGCGUUUCCCCCCGUUGAUGUUUUUUAACGUCCGCGAAAGGAGCCGCCUUUGUCUUUCUGAUGAGACACUCGGGGGUCAAAUGAAGACGACAGCCGGCGACUGACAGCAAAGAGCUUUCUAUCAAAGGCUGGAGAACCACGUCGCUCACCGUCCCUGGGUUCAUGCCCCAUUACGCACCUUUAACUGUAUUAUUCUGAGAACAUAGGACCUGAAAUCAGACUGUGGUACGGUUAACAUGGCCGACAGUGUUCAUGCGUGACUAAUUUACAGUUUGAUGAAGGAUAUUAUAGAGGUAGCUCAUGCCUCAAAUAAGCAAGAUUAAAAAUGUGUUUUACGUUAUUUACUAUUUUUCAAAGCUGCGAAAACGGCAUUUUGCGAUUCAACCCUCUUUUUUUUCGGAUUUAAAUGUUCCGUGGUACAGAACAGGCUGUGUCUUUAAAUGUAGGACCUCCGAGGGUUCGACGAGACGACAUCAGGGGGUCACAAAACGAUUCAUCGGAAAGAAGAACAACACUAGCUUUGUUGUUGUUGUCUCUAAUCUAUGCUUAUAUUGUUAAAUCCUCCAUAGCAUACCUACUAAGCAAAAAUGGAUAAUAUUCAAACUCACUCACAUAAACCUGUACAGGUACACACAGCUUUUUUUGGGGGGUGUAAAACCCCCCGAAAAAAAGGAAAGGAGCCACUGGCCAGUGGUCUGAUCUCACUCACUGUUGCCAUGUAGAUUUCACAACUGCCCCAAACUGACACAUGAUGCUGCAACACACGGUACAAGGAUGUGUGUUUUUGCUAUGAAAAGUCAGAUAAUGCACAUUUUACAUUGCACUAUAAUGUUUUUUUCUUCUUCUUCUUUCUUUUAAGCAAUGUAAUAUAUAUAUAUAUAUAUAUUUAUGUGAGGGGAUGACGUGUGAAUGUAAUUAAAGAGUUUGAGUAUGUUCAGUACACGGAAAUAUUUUUCUAUUCUAUUUAUAAACUAAUAC